AUGGCGAGCUUUCAUGACAAUGAUUUUUCGGAUAUAGACGACACAGAAAUGGAAUAUAUGAUGGGAUUUAAUGAAACCGUGAAUGAUUCAGAUAUUUCUAUGUCUAGUGACGAUGAUUCUGACGACGAUGUGCCUUUAGUUGACUUAAUUCAGCGACAGAAUGUGAACCGACGUGACGAGGAAAAUAUUCAACAAAUCGUGGAUGAGACCAACAAAUAUGCAACAAAAAAGCAGCUGGAGAAACCUGAUGAUAAAUGGAGGAACGUUACAUUUAGUGAAAUAAGAGCCUAUCUUGGAUUUCAGAUUGUGAUGGGGAUUAUUGCAGCACCAAAUUUGGAUAUGUACUGGAGUAGUGAUCCUAUGUUUAGUCCAUGUGGAAUAAAAGAGAGAAUGACACGCGAUCGGUAUGAUAAAAUCAGUAAGUACUUCCACGUAGCUGACACAUCAUACAAUGCGGCACGCGGACAACCAGGCCAUGACAAACUUUCACAUGUUCGACCGAUUCUUGAAGCCGUGCGUGUAAAUUUGAUGGCCAAUUAUAAACCGCACCGUGAAACGACAGUUGAUGAGGCUAUGAUUGAAUAA
Mercenaria mercenaria is the source of this 585-nucleotide messenger RNA. Its product is annotated as piggyBac transposable element-derived protein 4-like. Bases 1 to 585 code for a protein of 194 amino acids. The transcript has 2 exons. The record is from RefSeq and is a predicted model, not a curated record. Lineage: Eukaryota; Metazoa; Mollusca; Bivalvia; Venerida; Veneridae.